Paracoccidioides brasiliensis Pb18 is the source of this 453-nucleotide messenger RNA. RefSeq names its product eukaryotic translation initiation factor 1A, Y-chromosomal. Gene Ontology annotation, biological process: translational initiation. Gene Ontology annotation, cellular component: cytoplasm. The transcript has 3 exons. The record is from RefSeq and is a predicted model, not a curated record. Gene Ontology annotation, molecular function: RNA binding; translation initiation factor activity. The coding region runs from base 1 to 453 and encodes 150 amino acids.
AUGCCGAAGAAUAAGGGAAAGGGUGGUAAAAAUCGACGUCGAGGGAAGAACGAAAAUGACAACGAGAAGCGAGAACUGACCUUCAAGGAGGAAGGUCAAGAAUAUGCCCAGGUUGUCAAGAUGUUGGGCAACGGACGACUCGAAGCGCUCUGUUUCGACGGCGAAAAGCGCCUCGCACAUAUCCGUGGCAAACUGCGCAAGAAAGUCUGGAUUAACCAGGGAGACAUCAUCUUGCUAUCUCUGCGCGACUAUCAGGACGAAAAGGGCGAUGUUAUUCUCAAGUACAAUGCCGAUGAGGCAAGAAGUCUGAAGGCUUACGGCGAGUUGCCUGAGAGCGCUAAGAUUAACGAGACUGAUACCUAUGGCCAUGAGGAUAUUGAUGACAACGUCGAGUUCGACGAAGACAGAGAUGGCAGCGAAGAGGACAAGGACAUCGAUGUUGAUGACAUCUGA